GGAAACUUCUGCUUUACGAGUUUCAUCAGAGCAGGAAACUGAGAACACAACCACAGAGAGACGAGGCGACGAAGAGGUGAAGAACAAGAGAGGAGGCAUAAAGCCUGGGGAGGCCAGAGACUAUACAGAGGACGAGGAAGAGGAGGAGGAGGAGGGUCGUGAUGGAGGAGGACAUCAGGAAGCAGGGGAUGCUGUUCCUGCAGCAGCAGAGGUUCGGAAAGAAGUGGAAGCGUAUGUGGUGUGUUCUGUUCAGAGAAAGCUCCUGUUCGAUCUCCAGACUGGAGUUCUUCGAGAGUAAAGAUGGAGGGAGUGUGGAAAAGAGCGACAAGACUUUACGCAAACAGCAGGAACACAAGAAGGUGAUCCGUAUGUCAGACUGUAUCCGGGUCUCGGAGGUGGAGGUGGACGGAUGUCCUCGAGACACCGGACCGUUCCUGAUCGAGACCACGGAGAAGAUCUAUGUGUUCGCAUCGGAGAGGCUGCAGCUGGAGGACUGGACUCACAAACUGUGUGAGAUCGCCUUCCCUAUGAGUUGGACAGAGGGUGCGAAGAGAGGCAGUGUGCAGAGAGGAAGGGUGGAGGAGGAACAGGAAGUAAUGGAGGACAACUCUUUGUACAGCGGCAGACACACAGUGAGGGACUUCAGAGUGUGUGUGCGCAGGACGGAGGCCUCAGACCGCUGUCGGCUCAGAGGAGAUCGGUUCCUCCGGGCCGAUGAAGACGCUCUGCUCCUAUUGGACAAGAGCGGAGCGCUGCUAUACAGCUGGCCAUACAGAUACCUGAGACGCUUCGGGAGAGACAAGUCCAGCUUCUCGUUCGAGGCGGGGCGGCGCUGCGACUCUGGAGAGGGGAACUUUGAGUUCGACACCAGGGAGGGGAACUUCCUGUUCCAGGCGGUGGAGGCGGCCAUCAACCUGCAGAGGAUGCCCCCCCCCCAGAGACAGUCCUCCGCGGGGGGCGGGUCCCCAGAGACCCCCCGGGACCUGAACCCGCCCCUCGUCCGGACCCCCCCGCUGCCUCAGGGCCGGAAACAUAUCCCACAAUGCCCUGCAGCUCAGGAGGACGGUGUGUACAGCCUGGUGAAUGAAGCUCCUCCGCUGCAGACGCUUCAUCUGAAAGAGAAAGAGAGCCUCGCAGCUGCACAACAACCAGCACAGCGCCCCCCGCUGUGUCGUCUGGAGCCCCCUGUGGAUAAGACCCUGACGGCAGUAAAGAGUCUGUCUCUGGACCCCCGCGGGCCCCCGGGGCCCCGGAAGAACCUGAAGAUGAUCUCCAGCUGCCCGCUGCCCGACGCCGCCCCCCCCCCCGGACCAGACCUACUCUCAGGUGGCCCUGCCGGUGGACCGCGGCCCCCGCAGGUAAACAUGGGAAGUAGUGGAGUACAAAUACUUCGGGAGAAGCGCCCCCCCAAGGACCCGGAGUAUUCCCUCCCCUUUGACUCCCUCGCCCCCCCCCCCCUCUCCUCUCCUGUGAUUGGUCCUCCCCCCGAACACGACCCUCUCUACGACAGCAUCGACGAGAUGAAGAUCAGGAACGUCUUCCUCAGUGGCUCCAUCGAUCACAUCUACGACGAGCCCGAAGGCCGCGCCCCCCCCUCACAGAAACCCACCCCCCUCUCCCUGUACGAUGAGCCUGAGGAGGUGCGGGGGGGCGCCUGGAGGGUCAUGGGAACCCCCGAUGACCCCAAAGGUCACGAGUUCCCCUACAACCCCCGCGUGGACGACUACGCCGUGCCCAAACGACCUCAGAGGGCACUUCCUGUCGGCACCAACAAAGAAGAAGAAGAAGAAGAAGGAGAAGAACAUCGGAAGGGGGAGGAGCCAAGAGAGGAGGCGGAGGGUGAGGAGGAGGGGGAGGGGCUACAUGUAGAAGAGGAGGAGGGGCCAAACGACGAGGAAGAGGAGGAGCCAUACUCUCCGUACAACAACGUGAUGAUGAAACAGCUGUGAGCCGAUCAAACUGAGACCCACAACAACAACAACAACAACAACAACAACAACAACAGCAAACAGACAAUGAGGGAACAUUUAUAGGAAAUCAUUUGAAACUCCAGGAUCAGCGAGACGAGAACACAAACCUCACAGAUUGAUGAAAACAAAGUUCACUGUCUCCGUUUGACCCUGAAUCUCUCCAGAGGUCUCAAGUCUCUGUCAGACCCUGAAUCUCUCCAGAGGUCUCAAGUCUCCGUUUGACCCUGAAUCUCUCCAGAGGUCUCAAGUCUCUGUCAGACCCUGAAUCUCUCCAGAGGUCUCAAGUCUCCGUCUGACCCUGAGUCUCUCCAGAGGUCUCAAGUCUCUGUUUGACCCUGAAUCUCUCCAGAGGUCUCAAGUCUCUGUCAGACCCUGAAUCUCUCCAGAGGUCUCAAGUCUCUGUCAGACCCUGAAUCUCUCCAGAGGUCUCAAGUCUCUGUUUGACCCUGAAUCUCUCCAGAGGUCUCAAGUCUCUGUCAGACCCUGAAUCUCUCCAGAGGUCUCAAGUCUCUGUCAGACCCUGAAUCUCUCCAGAGGUCUCAAGUCUCUGUCUGACCCUGAAUCUCUCCAGAGGUCUCAAGUCUCCGUUUGACCCUGAAUCUCUCCAGAGGUCUCAAGUCUCUGUUUGACCCUGAAUCUCUCCAGAGGUCUCAAGUCUCUGUCAGACCUGAAUCUCUCCAGAGGUCUCAAGUCUCUGUCUGACCCUGAAUCUCUCCAGAGGUCUCAAGUCUCUGUUUGACCUGAAUCUCUCCAGAGGUCUCAAGUCUCUGUCAGACCUGAAUCUCUCCAGAGGUCUCAAGUCUCUGUCAGACCUGAAUCUCUCCAGAGGUCUCAAGUCUCUGUCAGACCUGAAUCUCUCCAGAGGUCUCAAGUCUCUGUCUGACCCUGAAUCUCUCCAGAGGUCUCAAGUCUCUGUCUGACCCUGAGUCUCUCCAGAGGUCUCAAGUCUCUGUCUGAACCUGAAUCUCUCCAGAGGUCUCAAGUCUCUGUCUGAACCUGAAUCUCUCCAGAGGUCUCAAGUCUCUGUCUGACCCUGAAUCUCUCCAGAGGUCUCAAGUCUCUGUCUGACCCUGAGUCUCUCCAGAGGUCUCAAGUCUCUGUCUGAACCUGAAUCUCUCCAGAGGUCUCAAGUCUCUGUUUGAACCUGAAUCUCUCCAGAGGUCUCAAGUCUCUGUUUGAACCUGAAUCUCUCCAGAGGUCUCAAGUCUCUGUCUGAACCUGAAUCUCUCCAGAGGUCUCAAGUCUCUGUCUGACCCUGAAUCUCUCCAGAGGUCUCAAGUCUCUGUCUGACCCUGAAUCUCUCCAGAGGUCUCAAGUCUCUGUUUGAACCUGAAUCUCUCCAGAGGUCUCAAGUCUCUGUCUGACCCUGAAUCUCUCCAGAGGUCUCAAGUCUCUGUUUGAACAGACCCUGAAUCUAAAGUCUGAAAACCAUCAGAUCAUAUUUAUGAGAAACUGGAAGUCAUUCAUCUCCGUUAUAUUUAAAAUAAUAAAUGACACGUCUUGUUGUUUCUCAGGGUUUUACUUUUAUCAAGCGUUCUUACAAAACUAUUCAAAAUGUUUAUUGAUCAUUUAUUAAAAUAUUAAUAGUAAUAAACAUUUAGAAAAGUUUCACAAAAGAAUCAGCAUCAGUAUUUAUUCAUGGGGGCUGUGUGACCCCCUGUAGUGCUACAGUGCAUGUCAACGGUCUGCUCUCAUGCUCCUAUUGGCUAGCGCUCCAACACAUUGUCUGAACUUUAAAGAGUCCCUGUUUCCUCUGAACUUUAAAGAGUCCCUGUUUCCUCUGAACUUUAAAGAGUCCUUGUUUCCUCUGAACUUCAACGAGUCCCUGUUUCCUCUGAACUUUAAAGAGUCCCUGUUUCCUCUGAACUUUAAAGAGUCCCUGUUUCCUCUGAACUUUAAAGAGUCCCUGUUUCCUCUGAACUUUAAAGAGUCCCUGUUUCCUCUGAUCUUUAAAGAGUCCCUGUUUCCUCUGAACUUUACAGAGUCCCUGUUUCCUCUGAACUUUAAAGAGUCCCUGUUUCCUCUGAACUUUAAAGAGUCCCUGUUUCCUCUGAGCUUUACAGAGUCCCUGUUUCCUCUGAACUUUAAAGAGUCCCUGUUUCUUCUGAACUUUAAAGAGUCCCUGUUUCCUCUGAACUUUAAAGAGUCCCUGUUUCCUCUGAACUUUACAGAGUCCCUGUUUCCUCUGAACUUUAAAGAGUCCCUGUUUCCUCUGAACUUUAAAGAGUCCCUGUUUCCUCUGAACUUUACAGAGUCCCUGUUUCCUCUGAACUUUAAAGAGUCCCUGUUUCUUCUGAACUUUAAAGAGUCCCUGUUUCCUCUGAACUUUACAGAGUCCCUGUUUCCUCUGAACUUCAACGAGUCCCUGUUUCCUCUGAACUUUAAAGAGUCCCUGUUUCCUCUGAACUUUAAAGAGUCCCUGUUUCCUCUGAACUUUGCAGAGUCCCUGUUUCCUCUGAACUUUAAAGAGUCCUGGUUUCCUCUGAUCUUUAAAGAGUCCCUGUUUCCUCUCCUGUUGUUCUAUAGUGUAUGUUAACGGUCUGCAGAGGCUAAAAUCCCUCCAGAGUGACACUCACGCUCCUAUUGGCUAGCGCUCCAACACAUUGUAUGUGAUAGACUAAAGGGGCGGGACAUCUCUAAGCUGGUUGACCAAUCACAGCAGAGCCUGCCAGCUAACCAAUCAGAGCAGCUCUGGUUUCAGACAGAGGGUGAAAAGAGGAGCACAGGCAGUAUGAGAACCAUAAAGAGCUUUCUGAACAUUAGAUGAAACAGUUUUAUGGUUUAAGGAAGUCUGUUUCACAUCAAACAUUAUAUAUUUAUAUUACAUCGAGUAUUCUAUAACCCAAACCGUUGACUUGCAUCCUCUCACGUUGUGUACAGAUGGAUCAGAUCUCUGUAAAUCUGAAAUAAAUGAUUUUAUUAUG
This is a messenger RNA of Trematomus bernacchii (emerald rockcod), 4894 nucleotides long. Its product is annotated as docking protein 2-like. NCBI's taxonomy places the organism in Eukaryota, Metazoa, Chordata, Actinopteri, Perciformes, Nototheniidae. The record is from RefSeq and is a predicted model, not a curated record. Gene Ontology annotation, biological process: positive regulation of MAPK cascade; cell surface receptor protein tyrosine kinase signaling pathway. Gene Ontology annotation, cellular component: cytoplasm.